Didymella exigua CBS 183.55 is the source of this 1332-nucleotide messenger RNA. RefSeq lists its product as uncharacterized. The record is from RefSeq and is a predicted model, not a curated record. The transcript has a single exon. Bases 1 to 1332 code for a protein of 443 amino acids. Gene Ontology annotation, molecular function: protein dimerization activity. NCBI's taxonomy places the organism in Eukaryota, Fungi, Ascomycota, Dothideomycetes, Pleosporales, Didymellaceae.
AUGGCUCUCAAUUGGGAUGCAUUCCUCAAUGCUGAGAGUCUGAAUAUACCGCACGACCAAUGGCCCGAUCUUUCAGCACCUACAACAGGUCCUCCGUCUUCUGAUAUGCCAAAGUCCAUCUCCUCGCAGACUUCUGGGUCCGCGCCCGAGGACGCCACUGCUUUCAACACUUUUCCCAAUGGUACAUCAGCCGACCCCUACUUCGACGACUCAUUAUUCAUAUCGAACGACUACUUCUUGAGCGAUCUUGAAGUGUUACAGCCGUAUGGCAAUAUCGUCUCCGCAGGUGGUUCAAUAUCAGAAUCCUCACCUGAGCCUUCCACUGCUGCUGCCAACAUCUCCGCUUACCAGACCCCCGGUUCGAUAUCGAAAAACUCUAAUCAGUCGCUCCAGAUGGCGUCAUUACGUAGGCAGUCAGUCCAACCCGCCGACACACUCCCUAACCCGACCUACGAGUCCAUGCUCCCCAACAACCUCGAGACAGGCUUCGAAGAAGACCUCACCUUCCCGAAUGGGGUCAAGGAAUCAUCAGCCCCAUUAAAGUCAGCACUCGACCGGAAGAGGACGUCUAUAGACCUCGUCAAGAAGCGCAACAAGAACAAGCCGGACAUCCUGUCUGCAUGCUGGACGUCACCACUGUGUCCCAACCACGAUCAAGAUGGACCGCCGCCUAACCCCUCUACAUGUGGCGGGGGCUGCGCUCCCUUCCUGUUUGCGGACCAAGAUAACCUGCCCAACAUCAACAACCUAUUGGCGGAAGCUCAAGCGGUCACUGCUGAGGACGGCAUCGUCGAGAUCCAGCCUCGACGAAAGAAGCGUUCGGAGAGUGAGGCAUCUGCUGGCGAAACCACAGGACGUUCAUUCCAGCAGCCCGCUAAGACAGCCGCCGAACUUGUGGCUGAGGCAAGGCAACGUAUGGAGAUACAGACCAUAGAAGACUCUCCUGUCCAUGAAUCUCCGCCUGCAGCAGCUGAUGACAAGCCCAAAGCCCGCCGUCGACUACCUCACAACCAGGUUGAGCGCAAAUACCGCGAAUCACUCAACACCCAGCUCGAGUCCCUCCGUCGUGUCGUCCCUUCCCUGCAACAAAACGCCCGCAUUUGCGAUGGUGCCGACAUCGAAGACCUGUCAACACCCUCGAAACCUAGCAAGGCUGUCAUUCUUGCUUCAGCGACAGCCCACAUCAAGCAACAAGAGAAGGACAAGAAGGUUCUCGCUGACGAAAAUGCCCUCCUGCGGGCACGGGUCAAGGCACUACAAGCCCUUGUCAAGUGCGACGACUGCAGCUUGAUGCAGUACGUUAUGGACAUGAAGAUCAAUCAGGUGAAGUGA